AUGCAUUAUGAUCUUCCAGAGUAUAUAACUUCAUAUCUUCAGUUUCAAUAUGAUGUACAACAUAUUUCAACGGAAAAUAUACUCGAAAUCGCACAAAACAUUUCAAAUUCGACAUAUGUAUUAUGUGAUCCAGGUUUAGUAAUGAUUGCUAACGAAAUAACAUAUGCUUCACGCAUUAGACCUUCAAAUAUAAGCUUUUACACAGAUUUACUAUUAAAUCUUAUCGAAAAUUAUACAUUUUCUGCUCAAUUUAAGACCAUACUGUUUACAUCAAUAUUCAAAAACAAAGCAUGCAGCUUAUUGAAUCAUUUAAUGAAGAAUAAAGUUUAUAAAUUCGAUAAAAUUCAUGAAGAAGCAAUGAAACCUGGAAAUGAGAUAUUCUUAUAUGCAUUUAUGGAUGAAUUUGGACUACCUCGACUCGAUAAAACUCCACCUGAAUUAGAAAUUUUAAAUGAGCAAUUUGGAUCAAUUAAAGAGCUUCAAAAUUCCUUAGACAGAAUUAACGUAGAACUACAAAACCUAAAGCGCAAAGCUGAACUUGAAAUAAAUGAUAAUAAAUAUAAUCAUACCAAAAAAGAUCCACAGCAAACUUUAUACAAGAACUUAUAUAAAGAAAUGGAAAGGAAAAUCGAAAAAUUCAACGAUAUUAUCAAAUUUAGAAAUAAAUUUCCAAAUGCUAGUCAUGAUCUUGUUGAAUACGGAGUGAUUCCUACAUCAACAGAUUAUCUAAUAAAAAUUGAUGAUCUUGAUAAAUAUUGCACUAGAUUUGGAAAGAAAAUCGUUGAAAUUUCUCCAUUAGAAACAAAAAUUCAUUCUCAUCUCCCAACUCCGUGUCUUUGGAUAGAAUUUGCUGCAUUUCACGGAGCUAGAAAGUGUUUUGAGAGUUUUUUAAAUGAAUUUUUAAAAGAUAUUAAGAAAAUUGGUUUAAAAAAGGAAACGGAUAUUCUUUUGAAUAAAAGAUAUCAACUGACAAGAGAGCACAAAGAUCAUCUAAUUUGGUAUGCUGCAGCUGGGGAAAAUUUUGAAAUUUUCAUGAAAUGUACAGAAUUUAAUGAAAUUGACGAUGAAUGUUUGAGACAAUCGAUUGUUCAUCAUUCAACUGAUAUAUUUAACUAUAUAUUUGAAAAUAAACCCGAAUUGAAAACAUCUACUCAAUUUUGCUUAGCACAUCAUAAUAUUCACGCAGCGAUUCAUAUGAUAGAUAUGGAUGUAGAUGCUAAUUUUAAUGAAAUUACGAAGCUAGCUUUAGAUCUUGGAUAUGUAGAAUUUGUUAUUUACUUAUUAGAUACUGGUCGUGAUAUAGAACUCGGUAUAUUGAUAUCUAAAUGUAUUGAGAUGCAUGCAACUGAUCUAUUUUCUUAUAUUAAUGGAAAAUUCCCUGAUUCAAUUUUCUUUUUUGAUGAAUCUGGACUUGCACCAAUACAUUUAUCAAUCAAAUACAAUAAUUCUGAUCUGUUUGAUUAUUUACUCGAAAUCGGAGCAGAUAUUAAUCAGAAAAACGGUUUUGGAGAGACGCCUUUAGUCAUGGCUUGUAAAAUGUUGAAUUCUGACAUAGAAAUGGUCUCAUAUCUUAUAAAGAAAGGAGCUGAUGUUAAUAUUCCUGACAGAUUUGCAAAUACCCCUCUACAUUACGCUGUUUUGAGAGAUCAUGUCCAAAUUGCACAAAUGUUGAUUGAAAAUGGCGCAGAUGUAAACCAACCAAAUACUAAUUUCCAAACUCCACGCGGCCAAACUGAUAUGAUAUCAAGAGAAAUGAAAGAGGUCCUUAAUAGGGCCUUUGCGAAGCAAGAAUCUGUCCUUGGACAGAAGUUCAAUGAAAAUGUAGAAAACUAA
Molecule: messenger RNA, 1833 nt
Organism: Trichomonas vaginalis G3
Lineage: Eukaryota; Parabasalia; Trichomonadida; Trichomonadidae
Product: spectrin binding
Exons: 1
Coding region: 1-1833 (610 amino acids)
Molecular function (GO): protein binding
Source: RefSeq, a predicted model, not a curated record